AAAAACUCAUUUAAGAAGAUACCCUUCCCUUCCCCUCACUCAUCCCCAUUCACUCCAUCUCUGCCAUGAACUAAAUUUUUUUCUGACUUGAAAAAUCUAUUCCAACUGCUGCAACUUUCAGAAUCUCUGUCUAUAUCUCUUUCCCUUUUACUACUGUUAAUUCAGUGUAUGUUGCAGUUCAUACUGCAACCUCUGAUUUGAGUUUGACCCCUUUUGGUUUUCCUCUUCUCUGAUUUGUGCACACACUGAUACAAAAAUAAAAUGAAACCCCAGCACUCAUCUCUCAAGAUUGCUCGUUUUGCAGACAUCGGGAUUGGACUUACAAAUUUGGGUGACUCCUGGAACAUGGAGAGUGGUAAUAUGUUGAGUGGCGGAGGAGGAGAAGGGUCGCCUCCAAUCGAGCUAGGCCUCGAGCUUGGACGAGGGUCUAGUCAUAGAACAACCGGGUUCACAAAAGCAUGUGGGUUCACAGUUUUUCAACUGCAGGAACUACAGCUUCAAUCUCUCAUCUACAAGUACAUGGAAGCUGUUCUACCUGUACCUAUUCACCUUCUCCUCCCUAUUUGGAAAAGUGUUGCCGGUUCUCUCGGCGGACUCCACGGCGGCCCUUAUGAACUCUACUCCGGAUAUUUGGGUUGUGGAUCAUUGCCCUUGGAGUACAAGAAUGGGGUGGAUCCAGAGCCAGGAAGAUGUAGAAGAACAGAUGGGAAGAAAUGGAGGUGCAGCAAAAAAACAGUCCCGGAUCACAAAUACUGCGAGAGACACGUGCACAGAGGCCGCCAGCGUUCAAGAAAGCUUGUGGAAGCUUCUCAAGCUACCACCACCAAUAGUAGUCGUGUUAGCCAUCGAAAUGCCGACAAAAACCUCUCCAUUUCUCUGCAGCUCGAUAGUAGCAGUAGUAGUAGUAACAAUGGCAGCAAUCUGUCUUCUGGCUUUAUCGGUUUCUCUCCAAAGAGUGUUCUCCGAGGAAGAAAUAAAAAAUCCGAGUCCUCACUGCAGCUUCAAGAGCUUUAGGAAUGAGUUUUGGGGUAAUGUUUGCAGGUUAGGUGGUGGGUUGCUUGCUGCAAGGUGCAGUGAUGGUGAUGGUGAUGGUGAUGGUGAUGGGGGGUCUUCUAAGCUUGGAA
Molecule: messenger RNA, 1124 nt
Organism: Hibiscus syriacus
Lineage: Eukaryota; Viridiplantae; Streptophyta; Magnoliopsida; Malvales; Malvaceae
Product: growth-regulating factor 10-like
Exons: 3
Coding region: 262-1014 (250 amino acids)
Biological process (GO): DNA-templated transcription; regulation of DNA-templated transcription; developmental process
Cellular component (GO): nucleus
Molecular function (GO): ATP binding
Source: RefSeq, a predicted model, not a curated record